Messenger RNA from Galleria mellonella (greater wax moth), 2031 nucleotides. Its product is annotated as carboxypeptidase M. Lineage: Eukaryota; Metazoa; Arthropoda; Insecta; Lepidoptera; Pyralidae. The record is from RefSeq and is a predicted model, not a curated record. The transcript has 12 exons. Bases 159 to 1592 code for a protein of 477 amino acids. Gene Ontology annotation, molecular function: metallocarboxypeptidase activity; zinc ion binding. Gene Ontology annotation, biological process: proteolysis. Gene Ontology annotation, cellular component: cell surface.
ACGGCCAUCACGCUAGUUUGCCAGUCGAGCACAGUCCUCCCGCAAGUUAGGAUUGUGUCGUUUCCUCCCAACUUUCGGUUUUCGCCGCGAUCGAAUUGUCAUAAAUGACAUCUCAAAGUUGUGUAUGUAGUUCAGGAUUAUUUAUAUAAUUUUUAAAGAUGACCAACUAUAUAACCAGGAUAUCAAACAUUUUGCUCCUGGUCUCCUUUUUUGGUUCAUCAUACACGCAGUCACAACCCGAACCCAAUUAUGUAGCAACUGAUGAGGCAUCAACGAUUCUGAGUGAAGUGGAACCUCGGGACAGUACUCCAGAACUAGAGUUCCGUUACCACGACCACGAUCAGAUGACGAGGUAUCUCCGUGCAGUCUCCGCGCGGUAUCCGGCUCUCACCGCACUAUAUUCUAUCGGCAAGUCUGUUCAAGGGCGAGACUUAUGGGUGAUGGUGGUAUCGGUGUCUCCAUAUGAACAUAUGAUCGGCAAACCUGAUGUAAAGUACGUUGCCAACAUUCACGGCAAUGAAGCCGUCGGACGUGAACUGCUUCUACAUCUCAUUCAGUAUUUGGUAACAUCAUACGAUACCGACCCGUACAUCAAAUGGUUACUUGACAAUACUAGAAUUCACCUGAUGCCUUCAAUGAAUCCUGAUGGUUUUGCAAUCUCCAAAGAAGGACAAUGUGACACAGUUUUUGGAAGGUACAAUGCUCGGCGUUACGAUCUUAACCGUAAUUUCCCAGAUUAUUUUAAACCGAAUACAAAGCAGCCACAAUCAGAAACAGAGGCUGUGAAGGAAUGGAUCAGCAAGAUACAAUUUGUUGUGUCCGGCUCGUUGCAUGGAGGUGCUCUUGUUGCAUCAUAUCCAUUUGAUAACACGCCAAGUGCCAGAAUAUGCAGAUCAUCAGUAUUAUGUUCCGUAUUCCAAAACUACGCGCAUUCACCAUCUAUUGCGCCAGAUGACGACGUGUUUAGACAUUUAGCGUUGGUGUACUCGAAGAACCACGCCAAAAUGUCGCGAGGGGUAUCCUGUAAGACCGGCUCACAGCGCUUCGAGAACGGUAUCACCAACGGCGCUGCUUGGUAUCCACUUACAGGUGGCAUGCAAGACUACAAUUAUCUAUGGCAUGGAUGCAUGGAGGUUACUUUAGAAAUAUCUUGCUGCAAAUAUCCUCCUGCCCAUGAACUGGCUAAAUAUUGGCUCGACAACAAAGAGUCAUUAAUAAAGUAUCUCGCGGAAGCUCACCGUGGAGCACACGGGUUCGUGAUGGAUGAGAACGGGAACCCCGUGGAGCGCGCAUCGAUCCGAGUGAAAGGCCGCGACGUCACUUACCACACCACUAAAUAUGGCGAGUUCUGGCGUAUCCUGUUGCCUGGGACCUAUAAACUAGAUGUUACCGCUGAAGGCUAUUUACCACAAGAAGUUGAAUUCAUCGUUAUUGAUAGCCACCCCACAUUACUAAAUGUCACUUUACACUCAGCCAAAGGCUAUGUGCCGCCGAUUCGAUCGUCUUCAAGGAAGCAUGGCCGAGGAAAAUCCACUACAACCACAGAUGCUACUACAUACAGAGAAAAUGCUUUUGUGUUCCCUGAAGACUAACAUAUACCUACCUAACUAUAAUUAACAUGUAAACAGUUGUAUUUUAUAGGCAUACCCUUGUUUGCUUAUAUGUACCCCUUCUAAAUUUUUAGUACAUAAAGUUCAUUUUAUGUACCGAAUAUUCUGUACAUACAAAUUGAAACUAUUACUUGCGGUAUUGUAUAAAUGUUAAGAAAAUUAAUUAAAUAUCUAUUAUUAAUUAGGAGACUAGUAGAUGUUGCUCGAGUUUCUUGUAUAGUUAUUUUCUUUUGUGUAAACAUACCUAAUAAAUAGCAUUUUCUUUAGCUAUAGUCGUAUAUAUAAGUAUUCGAAUUCCAAGUAUCUGACUACGACUAAUCCAAUACUAUAAAUACUAAUCCAAAUGUUUUCUUACAAACAAAAAUUUACCUAUUUAUUACAAUUUUAAGAUAUUAGCUGGUAAUUAAAUAUUUAGAUCUCA